AAACUAGCUCUGCGAAGCAAAGAAUUAUUCUAGUGAAAACUUCCACUAAGAACAAGUCAAGAUGGCCUUCAAAGUUGUGAUCCUCUGCGUUGUUGCUGUACUUGUCCAAACCAUCUCUGGUCAGAGAUGUGGCUGCUCAAGUGGCGGCUCUAGGAGCUCCAGCAGCUCCAGGGGCUCCAGCAGCUCCGUCAGCUCCAACUCCAUCGCCAUCCAAACUAGCGGCGGCGACCUCCUCGUCACCAGCGUCGGCCCCAUCUCCCCCUCCGGCAUCGCCGUCUCCUCCGAGCUCGGACUGAGUGGAGACUUGGACGUUAACGGAGAACUGCCGUUCCUGAGCGCCGUGGAGUUCUCGGGAGAAUACGACACUAAAGGGUCUGGCUGCGUCGACUACAGCUGCGGCAGCUGCGGGAACGUGGCCAUCACCAGCGUGCAGGGCGGCUCCGGCUGCGGCUGCGGCUGCAGGCGCUAAGACCACGCAUAUCGUCCGAUAUUUUUAAAUUUGUAAUUUAUCGGACUUAAAUUUGAAAUCGCCCUAUGCUGUGACACAAUAAAAUAUAUGAGCCUACCUAAA
Messenger RNA from Cydia pomonella (codling moth), 571 nucleotides. Its product is annotated as chorion class high-cysteine HCB protein 12-like. The record is from RefSeq and is a predicted model, not a curated record. Gene Ontology annotation, molecular function: structural constituent of egg chorion. The transcript has 2 exons. The coding region runs from base 62 to 469 and encodes 135 amino acids. Lineage: Eukaryota; Metazoa; Arthropoda; Insecta; Lepidoptera; Tortricidae. Gene Ontology annotation, biological process: chorion-containing eggshell formation; multicellular organism development. Gene Ontology annotation, cellular component: egg chorion.